Fusarium subglutinans is the source of this 1347-nucleotide messenger RNA. RefSeq lists its product as uncharacterized. NCBI's taxonomy places the organism in Eukaryota, Fungi, Ascomycota, Sordariomycetes, Hypocreales, Nectriaceae. The transcript has a single exon. Gene Ontology annotation, molecular function: protein binding. The coding region runs from base 1 to 1347 and encodes 448 amino acids. The record is from RefSeq and is a predicted model, not a curated record.
AUGGCCACUCUCGAUACUCUACCCGUUGAACUUGUCGCAAAAGUCGUAAGCCAUCUGUUACCUCAAGAUGUCAAAGCCUUGAGCUGCGUCAGUUGGUUCAUGCGGCAUGCCGUUAUUGGAGACCUCUUCCGAACUCUUAUUAUUCGCUGUCCGCUGGCGUCUACCCAAGUUCUGGAGGAGGUCAUCCACAAGUAUCAAGACUUUAUCUCUACAGUCCACUUGCAUGUCUCCUUUCAACCCAACAUGGAGGAAAAGCCCCACGACGGUCCAAUGCCCAGCGUAUGGGGGCCGAUUCCAACAGACACACUCGAGAAAAUCACCCGAGGCGAUCUCCUCAGCAACGUCAGUUCUUUCGUCCUCAACUUCACUGGGGCACAAUUUAAGUACGAUGGCUGGUGGGGCAAACCAGCAACUUGGCCAGAUCCAAACAUGGCCCAGGACAUUUUUAACAGUGGGGAGAACUGGGAUCAGACACUGCAACAAGAACGCGACAUUAUAUGGCGCGCUCAAUACAACGAAUUCAUGCGAGCCGUCUCAAUGAACCAAACCAUUACUAGCCUCAAGAUAAAAGACCUUAUUCCCAGGAACGCUUCCGCAUGGGAAACGCCAGAGUGGGCGUCUUUCCUGGGAAGGCUGCAGGUUUUAGAGAUUGGUGUCUUUGGCGGCGAUGAUGGCGAUUGUUUGCACACCAAUCUCGGGUUCAUAGAGUUUAUCGGAAGUUUGCCGCACUUUAUCAUGAGGCAUGCGCGAAAUGUCCGGCAUCUUACUCUCGAAGCGAGCCCUGAUGGUUUAUUUGGAGGGGCAUCUGCCAACUACAGCAUCCCUCUGCCCUUGAAGGAAGAUCACCUCCCCUUCCUCCACUCACUCACGCUCAAGAAUAUCAUGAUCGGACCUGAUCUGAUAGAGUUUCUCACCGGUCGAGUCGAUUGCUUUGAGGAGGUUGAACUACAUGACUGCAUGUGCGAUGGGCCUGUGCCUGAAUACGGACCAGAUUGGGACCUAGAACCUGUGACUUGGGCUGAUCUGUGGAGAGCCAUCCGGGAGAGAAACAUGCGGCUUUUCAAGGUGUCUGUCGUGCAAAUCAAAACACCUCCGCUUCUAUGGCAGGAGGGUGAUAGCGAGGAGGAUGAGGCCAGUGAGGAUUCUAUCGCGGCUGCGAGGAUUCGAAAGAUGCUGGAAGAGGAUGGAAGUCUGGUGUUGUGGAGAUAUGCUAGGGUUGAUUACAAGUAUGGUUGGAUUGUGGAACUUUCGGAUGAUAAUGUCAAGUAUUUUGAAGACGGUGAAGAUCAGCGGGAAUAUGUGAAGCUUUUGAAGGUGUUGGAGGAGAGGAAGCAGCAGCAAAGGUGA